Aspergillus candidus is the source of this 1933-nucleotide messenger RNA. Its product is annotated as SKIP/SNW domain-containing protein. The record is from RefSeq and is a predicted model, not a curated record. The transcript is spliced from 3 exons. Gene Ontology annotation, cellular component: spliceosomal complex. Gene Ontology annotation, biological process: mRNA splicing, via spliceosome. NCBI's taxonomy places the organism in Eukaryota, Fungi, Ascomycota, Eurotiomycetes, Eurotiales, Aspergillaceae. The coding region runs from base 31 to 1797 and encodes 588 amino acids.
CUUCCCCCCACUUUCCCUUCCCAUCUCAUCAUGACAUCUAUCGCGGAGGGACUUUUCAAAACCCUCCCUAAGCCGAAAUAUACCGGCGAGGAGGAGGAUUUACCACAGCAUGCCCAGCCCCGUGGUCCGCGGGUGGUGGGCCCGGGACAGCUAGACGAGACGCAGGUUGUUUUGAGGAAAACAGGCCCUCCCCCAUACGGCAACCGCACCGGAUGGCGUCCGCGAGCGCCCGAAGAUUUCGGCGACGGUGGCGCGUUCCCCGAGAUUCUCGUCGCGCAGUACCCCCUCGACAUGGGCCGCAAAGGGACAUCGUCCAAAUCGAACGCGUUAGCCGUGCAAGUCGACGCGGAAGGCAAAGUGAAAUACGACGCCAUCGCCCGCCGCGGCCACAGCGACGACCGCAUCGUGCACGCCUCCUUCAAGGACCUGAUCCCGCUGCGCCAGCGCGUCGACAUGGGCGAGAUCUCGCUGGACCGUCCGUCGGAGGAGCAGGUGGCUGAGCAGAUGGAGAAGACUAAGAACGCGCUGGCGAGCUUGGUGGACGGUGCCGUGCAGGCGCAGAAGCCGAAGAAUGUUAAGGGUGGACGCCGUGCGGAGCCGACCUUUGUGCGAUACACCCCCGCCAACCAGAUGGGUGAUACUACCCGCAAGAACGACCGCAUUAUGAAAAUCGUCGACCGCCAGCAUGAUCCGAUGGAGCCGCCUAAGUUUAAGCAUAAGAAGAUCCCCCGUGGCCCGCCUUCGCCUCCGCCUCCGAUCUUGCACUCGCCGCCCCGGAAGCUCACCGCUGAGGAUCAGGAGGCGUGGAAGAUCCCCCCGCCUGUGUCGAACUGGAAGAAUCCCAAGGGUUACACUGUGCCGCUGGAUAAGCGUCUCGCAGCUGAUGGCCGCGGCUUGCAGGAUGUGACCAUCAAUGAUAAGUUCGCGCAGUUCGCUGAGGCGCUGUUCACGGCGGAUCGCCACGCCCGCGAGGAGGUGCGGCUGCGUGCCCAGAUGCAGCAGAAGCUGGCCGAGAAGGAGAAGGCCCAGAAGGAGGAACACCUGCGGGCGUUGGCUCAGAAAGCGCGCGAGGAGCGCGCCGGCAGCUCCCGCCAGGGUGGUGGUGGUGGUGGCGGUCGUGCGUCGUCCCGCAGUGUCAGCCGCAGCCCGUCGCCGUACUACUCGUCGCGCUCGGCGUCGCCCGACAGUGCGGACGAGGCAGCCCGCGAACGGGAGCAGCUGCGUCGCGAGCGGCGACAGGAGGCGGAGCGCGAGCUGCGGCAGUCGCGCAUGGGCACGGAGCGGAAGAUCCAGGCGAUGGCGCGCGAGCAGAACCGCGAUAUCUCCGAGAAGGUGGCGCUGGGCUUGGCCAAGCCGACGCAGUCGUCGGAGGGCAUGUGGGACUCGCGACUGUUUAACCAGACUAGCGGGAUGGACUCGGGAUUCAACGAGGAUAACCCUUACGAUAAGCCAUUGUUCGCGGCGCAGGACGCCAUCAACAGUAUCUACCGGCCGCAGGCGCAGAUGGACGACGAGGAUGAGGGGCAGGGGGCUGAGGGUGAGAUGAGCAAGAUCCAGAAGUCGGGACGGUUUGAGGUGCUGGGUAAGGCGAAGGAGGGAUUCCGCGGUGCGGCUGAUGCUGAGACUCGCGACGGCCCCGUGCAAUUCGAAAAAGACACAGCCGACCCAUUCGGCAUCGACAACAUGAUUGCCGACGUGACAGGGGAGGGAUCCGGAUCGGGAGCUGGGCAGAAGCGCUACGGGAUCCAGGAGGCCGAGGGUCGUGGAUCGAAGCGAGCUCGAGUGGACGAGGAAUGAGCUUGAGCUUUCCGUUGGUGAUUGUACAUUGCUUUUCAGUUUUGUCGGAUUGUUGUGCAUUGCGGGCGUUGAUUUGGACUGAUAUAGUUUAUCUUUAUCGAAAGGAAAUAUCAUGCGCUGUCGUUUUUCUUCGUUA